Peromyscus eremicus (cactus mouse) is the source of this 909-nucleotide messenger RNA. Its product is annotated as ubiquitin carboxyl-terminal hydrolase 27-like. Gene Ontology annotation, molecular function: cysteine-type deubiquitinase activity. The record is from RefSeq and is a predicted model, not a curated record. Gene Ontology annotation, biological process: protein deubiquitination. The transcript is spliced from 2 exons. NCBI's taxonomy places the organism in Eukaryota, Metazoa, Chordata, Mammalia, Rodentia, Cricetidae. The coding region runs from base 1 to 909 and encodes 302 amino acids.
AUGGGAGGAAGGAUUCUUCUUGAAUUUUACUCUAGAAAUCCAUCUCCUCUUGUUCCCUAUAAGUUACUACACCUGGUGUGGAUACACGCUCGUCAUUUAGCAGGGUACAGGCAACAGGAUGCCCACGAGUUCCUCAUCGCUGCCCUAGAUGUCCUGCACAGGCACUGCAAAGGUGAUGAUGUUGGCAAGGUGGCCAGCAAUCCCACCCACUGUAACUGCAUCAUAGACCAAAUCUUCACAGGGGGCCUGCAGUCAGAUGUCACCUGUCAAGCCUGCCACAGUGUCUCCACCACUAUAGACCCAUGCUGGGACAUCAGUCUGGACUUGCCUGGCUCUUGCACAUCCUUCUGGCCUAUGAGUCCAGGGAGGGAGAGCAGUGUGAAUGGGGAAAGCCACAUACCAGGCAUUACUACCCUCACGGACUGCUUGCGAAGGUUUACAAGGCCAGAGCACUUAGGAAGCAGUGCCAAAAUCAAGUGUAGUGGUUGCCAAAGCUACCAAGAAUCUACCAAACAGCUCACUAUGAAGAAGUUACCAGUUGUUGCCUGCUUUCAUUUCAAACGGUUUGAACACUCAGCCAAACAGAGGCGCAAGAUCACUACAUACAUCUCCUUUCCUCUGGAGCUGGAUAUGACACCGUUUAUGGCAUCAAGUAAAGAGACCCGGAUGAAUGGACAGUUGCAGCUGCCGACCAACAGUGGGGACAACAAGAAUAAGUAUUCCUUGUUUGCUGUGGUUAAUCACCAAGGAACCUUGGAGAGCGGCCACUACACCAGCUUCAUUUGGCACCACAGGGACCAGUGGUUCAAGUGUGAUGAUGCCGUCAUCACCAAGGCCAGUAUUAAAGAUGUGCUGGACAGUGAAGGGUAUUUACUGUUCUAUCACAAGCAGGUCCUGGAACAUGAGUAA